GAGUCGGACGGCGCCGCGAGCGGAGCCCAGCAGUAGUGACGCGUCGCGACGCCCCGCCCCGCCCAGCCGCGAGCCGCACCACGCCACGAGCGAGCGCCGAGCUGUGUGUGUGUGUAUGCGCGUGCGAGUGCGUGCCGUGCGUGUGUGAGUGUGUGUGAGUGCGUGUGCCGCCAUGCUGGCUGCGUGUCGUGCCGGCCGCGGCGCGCCGCCUUGCUGAAGGAGGCGACCGGGGUCGGACCCGGGGGACGCCGCUGCUGCCGCCCCGCCGCCGAGGAGGAGGAGGGCCCAACAGCUGUGUCCCUGUAAUCGUUAGCACCGACCUCCCGCCGCCCCGAACGCUGCCAAGCUUGGAAACGAGUUAAACUGGAAUUGUUCGCGCGGACGUGUGCGAUCAACAGCCCUCGGGACGCCUCCACGUGGGGGAGGCAGCAAGCGGGCCCGCCGCGCCCCGCCCCGUCGUACCCCGUCGCGCCCCGCCGCACCCCGCCGCGCACCGUUGCGCCCUGCCGCACCCCACCGCACCCCGCCCCGCCCUCCAGGCGGGCAGGCACAGAAGCGCAGGAGUUAACACUACUUUCACAGCGGAUAACAUCAUCAAGUGCGCGGCGAGUGUGCGCGCGUGAGUGUGAGGGGAGACGCUCCCUCUCACCCUCUCUUCCUCCCUUUCGCCCCGGGCCCCUACCGGCGCCCGGGCGCCCGCCGCGGCGCGGCGAUGGUCCGGAUCAGCGGCCCAACGUGAUCAGCACUGCGCCAGGGUCUGGCCAGAUCUGGCCCCCCGGGCCUCCGCGCCGGGUCCAAGCCGGCAUAUUAAAAGCCGGAGUUUUCCGGGGCCCCUCUACUAAAGUGAUGCGCUCCACGAUGGCGGCCGCGGCGCCCCGCCUGCCGCCGCCGCUGCUGGUGGUGCCACUGCUGCUGGCGCUGCUGCCAGCCGCGCUCGCCAACACCAACGCCGCUCUGCUGGACGCCAACAAGCUCCACGACGACGAAUCAGUGGUGACGCUGCAGGCCGAGGCGGUUGCGGGCGGAGUGGCCAAGCUGGCCUGUGACAUGAUUCCCCCUAUCAUCGGGGAUAAGGCAUCACUAGUCAUCUGGUUCAAGGAGGGCACUCCGAAACCAAUAUACAGCUACGAUGCGCGUGGUAACGGCGGCCAGGCCAAGCACUGGGCGGACGACACGUUUGGUGGCCGAGCUUUUUUCCGAGUCUCCGACAAUCCUGCUCAGCUGACGGUGGAAAGUGCCCGGGAUGGGGACGGCGGCAUGUAUCGAUGCAGGGUGGACUUUAUCCGCUCACCUACGAGGAAUGCUCGUGUCAACCUCACCGUCAUACUGCCACCCGAGCAACUGCUCAUUAUGGACAACAGAGGCGAGCACAUACGUCACUUCAUGCUUGGUCCGUACAACGAAGGCGACUCUGUGGACAUCACAUGCGAAGCGUCAGGUGGGCGGCCACUGCCUCGUGUCACGUGGUGGUACGAGAACAUCAUGCUGGACGAAUCUUUCGGGCGCCUGUCCGAGCGCCGCGUCCAGAACGUGCUACACCUGGAGAACCUACAGCGCAAGCAGCUGAACCGCGUCUACACCUGCAGGGCGUCCAACAACCAGCUGGCCAAUCCCAUUACCUCCUCCGUGCGGCUGGACAUGAACCUGCGGCCGCUGUCAGUGACGCUGCUCGGCGACAACCGGCCGUUCAGCGCCGAGAAGAACUAUGAGGUGUCGUGCGAGGUGCUCGGAGCCCGACCGGUGCCGCAGAUUACGUGGUGGAAGGGCAACACUCAGCUUCAAAAUGCUAAAGAAGUGACGUCGCAGGACCAGAACUCGACCAUCAGCACGCUGCACUUCACGCCCUCCGUGAACGACUCUGGGCUGGUGCUAAGCUGCCGCGCAGAGAAUCCCCGCCUACCCAACUCGGCCCUCGUCGACAGCUGGACGCUUGAUAUUUACCAUACACCAAAAGUCACGCUGCAACUUGGUCGCCCUCUCAACGCCAGCGCACUUACAGAGGGCGUUGACGUCUUCUUCGAGUGCCACAUCAAAGCCAACCCGAGGAUACACCGUGUCGGCUGGCGACAUGAUGUGCUGCAGUCCGUGAGCCGUAGCCGCGCCGGCAUGUACACGUGUGUGGCCUACAACCAGGAGGGCGACGGCGAGAGCAACCCUGUGCAGCUCGACGUCAAGUUUCGUCCCAUCUGCCGGCCGGGCCAGCAGCACACCUGGGGCGUGGGCCGCGGCGAGACCAUCACCAUCCCGUGUGAUGUCGAAUCCAACCCAGACGACGUACAGUUCACGUGGCGCCUGAACACAACGUCGGACAGCGUCGAGAUACCGGCGUCCAGACACACGGCCGACCGGGCGCGCUCCUACCUCAAGCACACGCCGCAGAGUGAGCGGGACUACGGUACCCUCCUGUGCUGGGGCACCAACACCCUCGGCACGCAGAAGCAGCCCUGCACCUUCCACGUCAUCCCCGCAGGGAAGCCCAACUCGCCCAUCAACUGUACGCUUGCGAACCAGACCACUGAGUCACUCACCGUCACCUGCUCCGAAGGCUUCGACGGCGGUGUGCCCAAGCAAGAGUUCCUCCUGGAGCUGUACGACGAGCAGACCCACGUCCUGGUGUCCAACGUGACAGCUCGCCUCCCCUCGUUUACCGUGGGCGGCCUUGAGUCGGGCCUCGACUUUCGCGCCGACCUGUACGCCUACAACACCAAGGGCCGCAGCGAGCCAGUGCGCAUGCACGCGUACACGCUCAAGGGGGCCGAGCGCAGGCUAGCGGCGACCCAGGCCGCCCUGCAGAUCACGCCGCUGGUGGGGCUGCUGGUGGGUGUGGUGGCCUCGCUGGUGCUGGCCGCCGUGCUCAUCGUCGUGGUGCUGCGCAUGCGCGGCCGGGGUGAGGGCCACGACGAGAAGUCCGAGGAUCGUCAUCGAGGCGACAAGGCGGCCUCCAUCUCGGCAAACGCUGGUGGCAAGGGUGACGGCAAAUGCGAGCCCGAGCAGGGCGCCACUGACGAAAACAACCCCGAUCUCAUCCCAGACAAGAGUGCCGAUGAAUUCGUGGACCCCGAGGAAAAGGCAUUCGAGUACCUCAACGACCGGCGGCUUUACUCCACGCUUAACCCGCGCCUCGGCCUCUACUCACCAUCUUCGAUCGACCACAUCGGACCGAACAUGCCCAACGGACCAAAAAUGGACGGAGAGGUGACGUAUGCGGAGCUGUCGCUGCAGCGGCCCAUGGGGGACCCGUGCAUCCAGCGGGCCAUGGCGCCCUCGCCGCAGCCGCUGUCGCUGGGGCCCAUGGGCGGGCUGGGCGGCCCCCUGAGCGGGCCCCUCAGCCCCAUGUACGGCCCCGGCGCUGGGUGCGCGGGCGGCCCCGGGCGGGGCCCGCUGCACGGCGCGUACGGCGGCCCGGGCUCGGCCAUGACGCUGCCGCACCCCGGGCAGCGCGGCGGGCUCGUGUCGUGCCUGCGCAGGCCGCCGCCGUCGCUCGGCCACGAGCCCACCAUGUACGCGCAGAUCGCCGUCUGUCGCGGGGCGCACGGCCACGGCCCCGGCCACGGGCUCGGGCUCGGGCCCGGCCGGGGCCGUGGCGACAGCCUCGUCGAGGACGUGGCGGGCGAGGCCGUGGAGGCGCCGGAGCACCGGGACACCUCUAUCUCCUCGCUGCAGCCGCUGCUCGACACCCGCUGCAACACAAUUGGUGGCCACGGCAAGGGUGCUGGUCUUCUGAGCAAGCCGCCAGCCGCUGUGACGGCCACACGCUUCUGACCCCACCCCGAUCACGGCCCUGGGCCCGGUCGUAGUCACGGCCACCUGCUCCCGCCGCCGCCAGAGUACCACGACUACGGUGUGCCCCUCAGCCAGGCGAGCGGCCAGCUCAGGGGACUCCAGCAGCCGCUCGUCAUUCAAGUCGGCGACGAGGCCUUGUAAAAGGGGAACAAGCGAGUGCCGCGAGUGCGACGACCACGAGUGUCAAAACUGCGAGUGCCGCGAGAGCGACGAAAGACAGUAAAAAAUGCCUGUGGACCUCGCGGUGCCCUGUCGAGACUGAGUGCACAGACGGGCAUGGCGCGUGGCGCCUGAUUUCUGCCCACACCACUUGUCCGGGAGCUGUCGAGACAUGCAGAGGCGUUGGUUGUGGAAGAGGAGACAAACAAUGGGAUAGUUUUGUUGCCGGUCUCCCCUUUGGGAUGAACGUAUGCUCGGUCUGGAGGCUAUGCUUUGGCGGUAAACCAACUAGGAUCGAGUGCAAUGAACUAAUAAAAUCCUCUUGUUCGUUUCCGCCAAAUGUGGCUCUUGGCCGUUUUUUUUUUGUUUUGUUUUUAAAGGGGGAGGUGGGGCGAGGUAACGGUCAGACUGAUGUAGUUAAUUUUCUUAUCUACACCUUUCCGGGUGUGCAAAGACUUGCCGAAUGUCGAGGAAAGCACCGAUGUCCCACGGUAUGUGAUGCCGAAUCAUACAGUUUCGGAUGUCAUAAGCUUCACUUUGGCUUCGUGUUUUGAAGCCAACUACAUUUUCGAGCUUUUGAGCAUGCAAAGGAAAGAAUGAAUAAGGAAAUGAAAAUUUAUUGUGUUCGUACGACGUGUAAUAACUAAGUCCUUGCUGAAGUUAUGGAAUGUGUUAUUACAAAUGAAAUUGUCCAUCCAAACACAAAAUAUGAAUCUAGCAAUUUUGAUUGCCAUCAACAUUAAUUUCUACUUCAUUACUGUACAUUUUUUUAUAUUGCUCGAUUGAUGGAAAUGCUCAAAACAUCGAUUUGAUGUAAUUUUUCUUUCAGUUUCAUAGUAUUAUUUUGUUUUGUUUUAAGGAAGCAUUAUCUUGUUCUAUUUUGUAUAUGUUAUAUGUCCUGUGUAUGUUGUCCAUAAGUCUGCACAUGAGAUAACAGACUUCUAGCUUGGUCCGUGCUGAUCUCCCCGUUCAGAUGCAUUAUUCAGUCAAUUUGAUGGGUGCGCCUUUUUCUGUUUAUAAAGCGUGUUUUAUACCGAUGUGAACGGGGUGUUGUCUACUACCAGACACUUUCUACUUCAAUGAAUAAAAAUCUUGAUCGUUUUUUCAAACUAA
Frankliniella occidentalis (western flower thrips) is the source of this 5055-nucleotide messenger RNA. RefSeq names its product protein turtle homolog B. Bases 847 to 3762 code for a protein of 971 amino acids. The transcript is spliced from 16 exons. Lineage: Eukaryota; Metazoa; Arthropoda; Insecta; Thysanoptera; Thripidae. The record is from RefSeq and is a predicted model, not a curated record. Gene Ontology annotation, molecular function: protein binding.